AUGAAUAGUUUAUUAAUUAUUUUUUACAUUUUAGUUUCUAUCAUCUCAUUAUUUUAUUUUAUUAAUAAAUAUUUUUCCAAAAAUAAUAAUAGCAAUAGUAAUAAAAAUAGCAUUAACAAUAGCAAUAAUAAUUGCAACAAUAGUAAUAAUAACAACACUCUUACUCAACCUUCUAUUCCAACCAACAAUAUUAUAACUGCUCAAAUUCAUUGUAACCAACACCCACACCAACAACAACAACACCCACAAAAUGUAUCCCCAAAAGAUCAAUCACCACAACUCCAAUCUAAUAACACAUGUCCCCAAUCACACAAUCAACCACAAUCACAAAUAUUUGAUUCAAAUUCUUCCCAAUUAAAUAAUAACCCAAAUCCACCAAAAGAAUCAUCUGUUCCAUCCAAAUUUGCUCCAGCCACCUAUCAACCAACCAAAUUAUCUGUCUAUCCAACCUGCAAAAAUCCAAUGAAGAAGAGACCAUUGGAAUUUGAAAAUGAAACAACAAAAAGUGAUAGAGAACUUUCCAAAAAACAAAAAACCAAAGAUGAAGAAUAUGAAAAACAAAUAAUUGAAAUGGAAAGACUAAGAAUUGAUAAAGAAAGAGAAGAAAAGAAAAAAUUAGAACAAAUGGAAAGAUUAAGAAUUGAAAAAGAAAUAGAAGAAGAAAAGAAAAAAUUAGAACAACUUCAAAGAUUGAAAGAAAUAGAAAGAGUACAAAGAAUGUACAGAGAAAGGGAAGAAUUUGAAAGAAUGGAAAGAAUUAAAAUAGAAGAAAGAGAAAGAGAAAUUAAAGAAAGAUAUGAAAAAAUUAAAUUAGUAAGAUUACAAAAAGAAAGAGAAGAAAAAGAAAGAUUAGAUAUAUUAAGAAUGCAAAGAAUGCAGCAACAAAGAGAAAGAUCAGCAAGAGCACAAAUCGAAGGGGAAAUACAAGAAAGAAGAAGAUUAAAAAGAAUUGAAAAAGCUAGAUUAAAAAAAGAAAGGGAAGAAAGACUUAAAUUAGAACAAGAAAGAUUGGAAAGAGGCCGUUUAGAAAUAGAUAACAAAUGCACUAUUUGUGUCAGCGAAAUCGAGACCAGCCAAAUCGCCACAAUUGAUUGCGUUCAUAAAUUUUGCUAUGAAUGUAUUUUUAAAUGGUCCGAACAAUAUAGAACCUGCCUAAAUUGUAGAGCACCAUUUGUUAACAUUAAAAGAGUAGCUAAUGCCGAAGGUUUAUAG
Messenger RNA from Dictyostelium purpureum, 1212 nucleotides. RefSeq lists its product as uncharacterized. The record is from RefSeq and is a predicted model, not a curated record. Bases 1 to 1212 code for a protein of 403 amino acids. NCBI's taxonomy places the organism in Eukaryota, Evosea, Eumycetozoa, Dictyosteliales, Dictyosteliaceae. The transcript has 2 exons.